Messenger RNA from Cajanus cajan (pigeon pea), 2420 nucleotides. RefSeq names its product L-type lectin-domain containing receptor kinase VIII.1. Gene Ontology annotation, molecular function: carbohydrate binding; protein kinase activity; ATP binding. Lineage: Eukaryota; Viridiplantae; Streptophyta; Magnoliopsida; Fabales; Fabaceae. Gene Ontology annotation, biological process: protein phosphorylation. The record is from RefSeq and is a predicted model, not a curated record.
UUUCCUUCUUCCGUUUCACACUUUCUCUUCUGCACAAUCAAUUAAACACAACAUAACAAAACAAUAAAGGCAAAAACAACCUUACCUUUAACCUUUGCAGCAUUACUUUCACUGUUUCCUCGGCAUCACCGAAUCACUAACAUUUCCCAAUGUCGCCACUUCCAACUCCUUCCAACCUUUGCUUCUCAUUCAUCAUACUGUUCUUCAACGUCUCUUUGAUUUUCGCCACGCAAUUUGACUUCGGAACUUUGACUAUGAGCACGCUCAAGCUUCUCGGCGCCGCCCACCUCCACAACAACACCAUCAGCCUCACCGGCGACCCCGCCGUCCCCAACUCCGUCGCCGGCAGAGCGCUUUACGCCACCCCCGUCAGAUUCCGGCAACCGGGCACCCCUUCUCUGGCGAGCUUCUCCACCUUCUUCUCCUUCUCCGUCACCAACCUCAACCCCUCCUCCGUCGGCGGCGGCCUCGCCUUCGUCAUCUCGCCGGAUGCCUCCGCCGUCGGGGGGGCCGGAGGCUUCCUAGGCCUCGGUGGCAGCGGCGCCUGCGUCGCCGUGGAAUUCGACACCCUCAUGGACGUGGAAUUCGUCGACAUUAACGGAAACCACGUCGGAUUGGACCUAAACAGCGUCGUUUCGACGCAAGUUAGCGACUUGGGAGAACUCGGGGUGGAUCUCAAAAGCGGGGACACGGUGAACGCGUGGAUCGAUUACGACGGAAACACCAAAGUGUUGCGCGUGUGGGUGUCGUACUCGAAUGUGAAGCCCGAAGUUCCGAUUUUGAAGGCGGAUCUCGAUGUGGGUCUGUAUUUUAAGGAUUUCAUGUAUGUGGGGUUUUCUGGGUCUACACAAGGUAGCACCGAGGUGCACAGUGUCGAGUGGUGGAGUUUCAACUCCUCCUUUGAUCCGGCGGCGGCGGCGGCUCCUGCCUCCACGUCAGCACCCUCCGCCACGUCAGCGCCAGAGGAGAAGGAGAGUAAGUCUUCUAACAAGGGUAAUGUGGGGGCGGUUGCUGGGGUUGUCAGUGCUGGUGCCUUUGUUCUUGCUCUCUUUGCUGGUGCAUUGAUUUGGGUGUAUUCUAAGAAGGUGAAGCCUGUGAAGAGGCUUGGUGGUUCUAUUGAGUCCGAGAUCAUUAGAAUGCCUAAGGAGUUUAGCUACAAGGAAUUGAAGCUGGCCACUAGGGGGUUCAGUGCUAAUAGGGCCAUUGGCCAUGGUGCUUUUGGGACUGUUUACAAGGGUGUGUUGCCUGAGAGUGGUGACAUUGUUGCUGUGAAGAGGUGCAACCAUAGUGGUCAGGGGAAGAGUGAGUUUCUGUCUGAGUUGUCUAUAAUUGGGAGUCUUCGGCAUCGGAAUUUGGUUCACCUUCAAGGUUGGUGCCAUGAGAAAGGUGAGAUUUUGUUGGUGUAUGACUUGAUGCCAAAUGGGAGUUUAGACAAGGCUUUGUAUGAGGCCAGGAUGAGUUUGUCAUGGCCUCACAGGCUCAAAAUUUUGUUAGGUGUGUCGUCUGUUUUGGCCUACUUGCAUCAUGAGUGUGAAAACCAGGUAAUUCAUAGGGACAUUAAGACUAGCAACAUUAUGUUGGAUGAAGGGUUCAAUGCCCGGUUAGGCGAUUUUGGUUUGGCAAGACAAACGGAGCAUGACAAGUCUCCUGAUGCCACCGUGGCUGCCGGGACAAUGGGGUACCUCGCCCCGGAGUAUGUGCUUACUGGUAGGGCCACUGAGAAAACUGAUGUGUUUAGUUAUGGUGCUGUGGUUCUUGAGGUGGCCAGUGGGAGGAGGCCUAUUGAGAAAGACUUUGUUGGGGCUGGUAAAGCUAAGAGGAGCAGCAAUUUGGUGGAAUGGGUUUGGAGUUUACAUCAAGAAGGUAAGUUACUAAUGGCGGCGGAUCCAAAGCUUGAAGGCGAGUUUGAGGAAGGGGAGAUGAGGAGAGUGCUCUUGGUUGGAUUAGCUUGUUCACAUCCUGAUUCAGUGGCAAGGCCUACUAUGAGGGGAGUGGUUCAGAUGCUGUUGGGUGAGGCUGAAGUGCCUAUCGUCCCUAGAGCCAAGCCAUCUACUAGUUACAGUACUUCUCACCUCUUAAUGAGCUUGCAAGAUAGUGAAUCAGACUGUAACAUUGCUACGAUCACCAUCUCCACCUCUUCAUCAGGGAACAGCUUCAAUGACAGAGAUAUAGUCUGAUGGAAGAUCACAACUGGGAUCUUGUCAUUUUUUAAUUAUUUACUCAAAGUGUAGAUAGAAUGAUAUGUAUUCUUUUGUUCAUGUAUGUAAACGCCAAUAACAUACAGUUGAAGAAGGCCUUGAGAAAGGUGAGAAUUUUGGGGAUUAUGCAAUUUUGCCUCCAGCGUUUAGUUUAUGGUAGAGUGCUUCUGUUGUACAUUUUUUAUACAAAUUUAGUGGAUCUUGAUGCUGAGAAAUGCGAGA